Messenger RNA from Caenorhabditis auriculariae, 1270 nucleotides. Lineage: Eukaryota; Metazoa; Nematoda; Chromadorea; Rhabditida; Rhabditidae. The record is from the annotation of a GenBank genome assembly.
AUGUUCCACGUUACUCUUCAUGUCAUGUCUGACUUUGCCCAUACUUCUCACUUCCACGAAUGCGAUGAAAACUGCGUUCAUCUAGAAACUCAUCGCGAUCAGUCCAGCCAGGAACAUUCUGAAACCUACCACCACAGGUCCAAAAAUAUCCAUUUAAACUAUGAAGUGUUUUUUUGCUUUCUUUCCGUUGUUAACCUGUCCUACAGUUUCAGUGGUCCGAUCUCGAAGACGCUGUCCUACAUCCGCAGCAAGAUGGACACGGCGCUAUCCACAUCGGCGCUCUAUCCAACUCGCGAGGAAGUCCGUCAGUGGGAAACUUGCUUCGAUUCACUUCUCAACCACAAGUGUUAGUUCAUUUAUCCAUUAUUUCUAGCAUAAAGUCAAAUAAUUCAGUCGGCUGCACGCUGUUCCGCCAGUUUCUGACGAAGGAGUUCUCGGAUGAAAACGUCGACUUCUGGUCCGAAUGCGAAGAAUUCAAGAAGAUGAAAGAAGGCAAGAAGUCCAUUCAGAAAGGAAUGGACAUCUACAAUCUCUACGUUGCCGAACAGUCUCGCAAAGAAGUUGGUUUUUUCCUCAUUUUUCAAUCGCCUCAUUCCCAGCUUGUUAGUUCUCCUCAUGAAAAUCACGGGUUGAUCAAAACUAAAAAUAAUAAAACGGAAACCACUGUGUUUCGCUCGCUUAUCAACUCUUAUCAGAAAGUUAAUGAGACUCGACCGCGAGGCGUCACAACUAUUUUGCUACUUGGAAUUUGAGGAAUUCUGGAAAUUUGCAGCAUUUUAUUUGCUCCUUUUGCAGGUCAACCUGGAUUCCGACACUCGGGCCGCUACGAAAGCUGCAUUGGAGAAUGGCUGCAGAGCUGAUACCUUCACCUUGGCUCAGUCUCGAAUUGAGCAGUUGAUGGCCAAAGACUCUUACAGACGGUUAGUUAUGGUGACUGUUUCAAACAACGUAGGACAUAGUUGAAAUAUGGUUAGAAGAUCUCUACAAAAUGAAAUUGUGAUAAGAAUAAGACUCUUUGUCGAAGAAAUUUUCACUAUUCGGUUUGAAACGAAAAGGGAACUUUGAACUUUGUAGUCUUAUUUGAUAUCUUGCCAUUACUUAUUUCAUCACGACGACUGCAUUUUAUUUUAUUCUGAAAAUCAUCUUUUAUCUCAAAGAUUCAGAGAAAUAUUGUUUUCAUUUCAGCUUCCUGAAGGAUCGCCUCUACCUGGAUCUCGUGGAAGCCUUCGACCGCGAAGCCAAAGAAACCAAAGAAACCAAAGAAAAGUGA